AACCGACGUUACGGCGAUGGUUCUCGCGGGCAAAUGGUAUCACGACACUUGUUAGAAACUACUGUACCUACGCCGCAGCUGAAAUGCUGCUUGACUGACCCGAAACGAAUAGAUAUAGACGGGGCACUUUGUAACAUCUGAAGUCUUGAACUUCACGACCUGACGCUUUGAGAACGAAAGCAAGAGUGCAUUCUACAAGGGAAAGAAGACGCAUAGCGGCCACUGCCCUGCCUAUCACAAAAUAGUCAUAAAACUUUACCGUGAAUUUGGUCACGGUAGCCCAAGGAAAGUCGUUGUGCCACUCACCCCGAAGAGACGGCGACCAAGGAGGCGACGAAUCAACAGAGCACUCCUACACCGACAGCAGCACGCACAGCACUGCAACCAGCUGCCCGUUCCAUUCCACUCGGCUCUGCGUACUUCUCUCGGUUCCCGCCUGUUGGUCUCCCACCGGCGGUCGACUCAUUUAUCUUGAAGGUCACGUCUAAAUCGACACCAUGGCCGACACAUGUGCAACGAGGGAAUCUGUUUUCCCGUCCUCUGCCAAGAGGAACGUGCAUGUCCGCAGUUAUUCAGGGGAUAUGCCUUUGGAGUGCACAGUUUGCAAAAAGAAGUUCUGCCGGAAGUCUGCCUUGAAAACUCAUCAUAGAAUCCAUACAGGGGAGAAGCCUUUCGCGUGCACAAUAUGUCACGAGAAGUUUAGCCAAGGAUCUUCCUUGAAAACUCAUCUCCGAACUCACACAGGGGAGAAGACAUUCGAAUGCCCUGUUUGCAACAAGAAGUUUCGACGACAAGAUUACUUGAAAAUCCAUCAUAGAACCCAUACCGGAGAGAAGCCUUUCGAAUGCCCAGUUUGCCACAAGAAGUUCACACAAAGGUCUCACUUGAAAAUUCAUCUCCGAACUCAUACAGGGCAGAAGCCUUUCGAAUGUCUAGUUAGCAAUAAGAAGUUUGGCCAAUUAUCUCACUUGAAAGCGCACGUCCGAACUCAUACAGGGGAGAAGCCUUUCGAAUGCCUAGUUUGCAACAAGAAGUUCAGCCAAGGAUCUGUCUUGAAAACUCAUCUACAAACUCAUACAGGGGAGAAGACAUUCGAAUGCCCUGUUUGCAACAAGAAGUUUCGACGACAAGAUUACUUGAAAAUCCAUCAUAGAACCCAUACCGGAGAGAAGCCUUUCGAGUGCACAGUUUGCUGUAAGAAGUUCACCCAUGAGGCUUCCUUGAAGUAUCAUGUUAAAACCCACACAGGGCUUAAGCCUUUCGAGUGCACAGUUUGCUGUGAGAAGUUCAUCCAUGAGGCUUCCUUGAAGUAUCAUGUUAAAACCCAUACAGGGCUUAAGCCUUUCGAGUGCACAGUUUGCAAAAAGAAGUUCAGCCGUCGAUGGCCGUUGAGAUAUCAUAUCCGAACUCAUACAGGGGAGAAACCCUUCAAGUGCACAGUUUGCGGGAAAAUGUUUAGCCUGGGUUGUAACUUGAAAACUCAUCUCCAAAUACAUAUUGCAACCUUUUGAAUGUAAUGUUUGUACCAAGACGUUCAGUCAAGCAUCUGGGUUAAAGAUACAUCUUCGGAUACUUCGGAUACAUACUUCGGGUACUGCAGAACCUUUUGAAUACAGUUAGCAACAAGUGUUUUCGCGAAGGUGGCCAUAUCAUAACUCUUCAUCAAACCCAUACACACAGAUAAAUUUCUACAAAGAACUGAUCGUUGUAAUACAAAGACAACGAAGGCUUCGCAGCCUACGAAGGAAAUCGUUUGUAAUACAAACGAUUUUGUUCGUAAUACAGAUUAAAACUCCUUUGUAGCCUACGAAGAACUUCUUCGCAGCCUGCGAAGGAUUUUUUUCUUCAUAUUACAAACAAAAUUGUUUGUAUUACAAACGAUUUCUUUCGCAGGCUGCGCAGCCUUCGUUUUCUUUGUAUUGCAAUGAGUGGUUCUUUGUAGGGUUCUAAGUGAGCAGAAGAGAAGAAUGUCGAGUGCACAGUUUGUUAUUUAAAAAAGUUCAUUCACGGAGACUUCUUCUGGAGCAUGUUUAGGGUCGAAUCAAUCCUUGUACGGAAGUUCGUAGUGAAGCAGGUUCUAAGAGGGU
Molecule: messenger RNA, 2087 nt
Organism: Thrips palmi
Lineage: Eukaryota; Metazoa; Arthropoda; Insecta; Thysanoptera; Thripidae
Product: oocyte zinc finger protein XlCOF6-like
Exons: 4
Coding region: 498-1511 (337 amino acids)
Biological process (GO): regulation of immune system process; negative regulation of transcription by RNA polymerase II; regulation of cytokine production
Source: RefSeq, a predicted model, not a curated record